Molecule: messenger RNA, 669 nt
Organism: Rasamsonia emersonii CBS 393.64
Lineage: Eukaryota; Fungi; Ascomycota; Eurotiomycetes; Eurotiales; Trichocomaceae
Exons: 2
Coding region: 1-669 (222 amino acids)
Biological process (GO): dephosphorylation; thiamine diphosphate metabolic process
Molecular function (GO): thiamine triphosphate phosphatase activity; magnesium ion binding
Source: RefSeq, a predicted model, not a curated record
AUGUCCUUGUCUCAGUGUAGCGACGAGAUGACUCUGCUAGAGAUUGAGCGCAAGUUUGCUUUCCACCCAGCACUGCUCAGUCAGUUCCGCCGCAACGGAGGCGCUCCCCCAUUUACCCAUCUUCAACACCUGGGAAGUCAGAAGUUCCACGACAUUUACUUCGAUGGCAAGAGGGACAUCCUGGCUAGGCAUGGCAUCUGGGUCCGCCAGCGCAACGGUGUCUGGCAGGCCAAGCAACGUGUUCAGAAUCACUGCGACAAGAAAGGCGAGCACACAGGAUCGUCCAGAGAGGACGUCUUCCUCCGCACCGUCUUCAACGAAAUAUCCUGCCCCCGUGAGAUUCACGCCCUCGUCACGCGCUACGUUCCCUCGGGCCUGUCCUUCCCCUCAGCAGAUUGCAAUUUCGGCCUUCAGCCAAUCGCCAACUUCACCACCUCCCGCGAGACCUUCCUCGCUGACGAGCGCUUCCACGUUGUCCUGGACGAGACCUGUUUCGGCCACCGUGUUGGUGAGGUCGAGUUACUGGCUGAACGGGGAGAGGAGCAGCAUGCGCAGCUGGAGAUUGAUCGAUUUAUGGAAAGAUAUCGCUGGUUCUUUCUUUCGUGUGGCAAUAAUUCCGUAAAAGGGAAAUUGUCGGCCCACUUUGAGAGGUUUCCUGUCAGCUUUUGA